This is a messenger RNA of Seriola aureovittata, 8270 nucleotides long. RefSeq names its product gap junction protein gamma 1 (gene gjc1). Gene Ontology annotation, biological process: cell communication. Gene Ontology annotation, cellular component: connexin complex. Lineage: Eukaryota; Metazoa; Chordata; Actinopteri; Carangiformes; Carangidae. The record is from RefSeq and is a predicted model, not a curated record. Bases 2067 to 3524 code for a protein of 485 amino acids. The transcript has a single exon.
UUAAUCACAGCCAAAGCAAAUAUUGUGCACUUUCAAAACAAUUUUCACAGAUGCUGGAAACCAAAACUCAAAAAUGACUGUUUCACAAGAGUGAAAUGUAGCAGAGCGAGAAGUGUAUACACACAGUUUAUACACAUCUACAACACACUUAUUACACAGGUGGUUGUGAGCUGCAUAAUUCAAAAAUAUUCAGCUCCCAAUUAAACAGAUCAGCACAGGAACAUGUGAUCUAACAUAAGCACAUUACAAAACACACAUUAAAUCCUCCACAUCACAACUAUUCAAUUAAGUACCAUAAGUUAACCCAAAAAAAAAAUGUAAUUGUAAUAAGAAGUACAACAUGAAAAGACAAGAUAGAAAAAAAAGAGGAUACAGUAAUAAUAAUACAUCUGUUGCAACACAACAUUAAACAGCCUCACCAUUAUAUUACACCAAGCUGUUUAACCUUUGCAGCUGACUGUCCGUCCGUGCAGCACAGUAGAGUAUAGUAGAGUUAUGUAAAGAAACACAAUGCUGUAAUGUGGGAAAAGUCAGACAGAGCUGGACCGUGGAAGGACACUGCGAUGACUGUGCGCGCUUGUGGCAGCCUCUCACUCCUCUGCGACCAUGUGCUGCUUACUCACACACCAUGUCGGUCACAGACGCUCACAGUUCGCCCGCUCACAAACUCCUCACUUCUUACUGUGAUUGCAGGAUCGUGCACAGUUCAGGCAGCUGUGCACUCACACAGUGAUAAUGCAUACCGGAGUAUGCAGAUACGCUCAAAGGAUUCCUGACAUCUACCUCCUGUGUCCCAAGCAUGUCCUUAUAUGGUCAGAGUGAUCGAUACUCAGCACAUGUUUCAUCACAAGGCUUCUUCAAAACAUCCCGCCCCUCUCCGUUCCCACUGGAGACACAAAGCAGAGGACUGGGAGCUGCUGCUCAUCUCCUCCAGUGAAAUUUUCCCUCUCGCUGCAGCUGCAGCUCAUUCACAGUAUAAGCUCUCAACCUGCUUGGUAAGGAUAUCGUCCCUGGAAGCCCUUUAAACCCCAACCUAAGCUAGUAUUCAUGGUUGGAUUUUCCUCUCAGUCUGGCUGACAAUAAGCCAUGCGCUAUUGCGGCUUCAUAAGGGAGGAAAAGUUCUGUGGAGUUGUCAUACUCAUCCCCCAAAGCCGCCCUGAGGGACAGCAGGGUUUGGGUUCAGCUCCACUGCCUGAGCUAAUGUGGGUCUGCUGUCUGACUACCCGCUCCAACGGUUUGUGCCCGGGCCACCUGCUGAUUCUGCUGGUUUGAAUGGACUGCCUGAAGCCCAGACCUAACCUACAUAGACAACAUGUCUCUCUUCCUAAAUUGUGCUCACACACACACACACACACGCACACGCACAUAAGCAUGACACACCACAGCACAAUGCCAUUUACCUCCCAACCAGAACAAACCAGUCAAGUUAAUACAAUCCUGAAAACUGCACCUCACACAGAGGAAGGCUCACUAAGAGGAUUUAUUUCUUCAAAAAGAGAUAGGCUGUUAAAUAAAGUAUGUGUGUAUUUGGCGAUAGCAAAUUCCCUAUUUGGAUUAUUUCGCCUCCUUCUCAGUGCUGCUUGAUGGUAUUUUUCUUAAUACCGAUAUCCUCUUUCCACCCUGUUUGGUCUUCUAAUUCCCUAAAAAGCCUGAACUUGACAGCAGCCUCACUGUGGCACUGAGCUCCCAAUUCUAUGUGUGUGUGUGUGUGUGUGUGUGUGUGUGUGUGUGUUGUGUGUGUGUGUGUGCGCUCCAAGAAGCAACAGAUCAAAUUAAGGAUAUAAUGAUGCCUGAGCUCACAGAGGAACACUCAUUUUAAUUAAGGCAAUUGUUAUGUCAACCCCUUUCACAUUUUGCCACUGAACUUGCAGAACUAAUGCUGUUUCCACAGGGAUAAAAGUCUUACUUGAAAAUUUUGGACAAAGCUUACUACAUGCUUUGAUCACAUUUUGAAAGUAUUUAUGGUGAACUCAUCCUUUCCCCCCCCCUUUUCUCUCCUCCUCUUUCUCCAGAGUCUGUGAACAGGUGAGAGAGGGACACUGUCUGCCCCACUGUCCAGCGACACCAUGAGCUGGAGCUUCCUCACGCGGCUGCUGGAGGAGAUCCACAACCACUCCACCUUCGUGGGGAAGCUGUGGCUCACCGUGCUCAUCGUCUUCCGCAUUGUUCUCACUGCUGUUGGCGGAGAAUCCAUCUACUACGACGAACAGAGCAAGUUUGUCUGCAACUCGGGCCAGCCAGGCUGCGAGAACGUCUGCUACGAUGCCUUCGCCCCUCUGUCUCACGUUCGCUUCUGGGUCUUUCAGAUCAUCUUGGUGGCGAUGCCUUCUCUCAUGUAUAUGGGCUAUGCUGUCAACAAGAUUGCACGGUUGGAUGAAUCAAAAGGAGGAUGUGGAUCUGCUGCGGUCAGAACAGGAGGAGGGGGCUACACGCACAGGAAGCCCAGGAAAAUGUGCUUCGGAGCUCGGCAGCACCGCGGCAUCGAAGAGACCGAGGAGGACCAGGAGGAUGAUCCCAUGAUCUACGAGGUGCCAGAGAUGGAGCCCCCAAAAAGGCCACGGGACCCACUGCAACCAGCACCCAGACCCAAAGUCCGGCAUGAUGGGCGCAAACGCAUUCGAGAUGAGGGGUUGAUGCGGGUCUACGUUUUGCAGCUGGUGUCUCGCACGGUGCUAGAAGCGGGCUUCCUUGCAGGCCAGUACUUGCUGUAUGGGUUCCGUGUGACGCCCGUCUUUGUGUGCUCGGGGAAGCCUUGUCCUCACAGCGUUGACUGCUUUGUGUCGCGGCCUACAGAGAAGACCAUCUUCCUGCGCAUCAUGUACGGUGUCACUGUCCUCUGCCUCACACUCAAUGUUUGGGAGAUGCUCCACUUGGGGAUCGGUUCCAUCUGUGACAUUCUUCGCCGUCGCCGCUGCCCGCCUCAGGAGGACGAGUACCAGUUGGGUUUGCUGGGCGCCAACGGGGGUGUCGAGGGCUCAGUAGGGGUGGCAGGGCCUGAAGCAGGUUCUGAGGGAGGGGUGGGUGGAGACGGAGCUGCUGAUUACGUGGGUUACCCGUUCUCGUGGAACACUCCAUCGGCUCCACCUGGCUACAACAUUGUGGUCAAACCUGAGCAGAUGCCCUACACGGACCUCAGCAAUGCUAAAAUGGCGUGCAAGCAGAACCGGGCAAACAUCGCGCAAGAGGAGCAGCAGCAAUUUGGUAGCAAUGAGGAUAACUUUCCCACUGGAGGGGAGGCCCGCGUGGCUCUCAACAAAGACAUGAUCCAGCAAGCUCAUGAGCAGCUGGAGGCGGCCAUCCAGGCCUACAGUCAGCAGCACCGGGCAGAGGAGCAGCUUGGGGACAACCAGGACGACAAGCCCCAAAGCAACAUCAUCCAGGCCCAACCUCAGCCACAGUCGCAGCCUCAGAAAGAGCGCAAGCAUAAGUUCAAGCACGGGAAGGGAGGCAGCAGCGGAGGAGGCAGCAGCAGCAACAGCAGCAGCAGCAAAUCAGGAGAGGGAAAGCCCUCUGUAUGGAUUUAACCCCACGGACAGAGACAUGUAUUGAAACCCUGUACAUACAGUAUAUUAGAGAUUGGAUGAGGAGCUGUUGCAAUCUUUCUUGGAUAUUUAAACACCGCUGUGCCUUACAGAAUCCUGCAAGCUGGAGAAGAUGUGUGUUUGUCUACUAAGGUGUGUAAAAAAAAACAAACAAAAAAAAACCGUGAUGUUGCAGCUGACAGUUUGUUUUGUCUGGGCUAUCACUGUCUAACUUGAAACAUCACACCAACACAAACUGUAUUAGGCUACAGUCUGUCGUUUACAUGUCUCAUUCUCCUCAAGUCCUAAAGCAGAUUAUCGACCUCUGUUGUCUUGCCGUUCAUCCUUUCUUAGGGAUUUGAGCUUUGGAAAAUUACUGAAUGAUACUGAGGUCUCUGCAAAUCAGAUUGAUCCCAGAUUUGGCCUGUAGCUCAUUUUCUGGCCGCUGCUCUGCAAAGACACGACUCCAUUAAUACAUAGGCAUCCUAACUCUUGGGACAUGUAAAUACUAUGACAUCAAAAUGAAAGGGAUGCCAUGCCAUCACCAUAGAAAUGACUUGUUAUGACGUAAAGAAACUUCAUUACAACGUGAAUAAUGCAAUAAAAUGAGGCAUAAUUGAGUGGCAGCGCCUAAAGCAGUGACUUCAUAACACAGUGACAGCGUCACCUUCCUGAAGGCUGUGUCCUGUCAAUCAUGUUCAGUGUCUGCUCUCUCUCUCUCUCUCUCUCUCCGGCGUCGAUCACAGUGUUACGUUGCUGUGACUUUGCGUGUUUCUAUAUGUUUCCUGUGUGUGUGUGUGUGUGUGUGUGUGUGUGUGUGUGUGUGUGUGUGUGUGUUUUGAUAACAGUGCUACACCAGCUGCUGCUCAGGAGCCGCUGAGUACAGCAGGUGGCUUUUUAAACAAAAUUUCCUGAAAGAAUUUUUUUGUUUGUUUGUUUGUUUUUUAACAAGGUGCAUAAGUAAUCCAGUUUUUAUACCUUAACUCUUCAGCUUCUCAGUUUCUCUCUCUCUCUGGCUCUUCAUGGCUCUCAAACAAGGCUGCUCAGUACUCCACUGUCGCUCCAUCUGCCUUGUAGUUGACUGCCCCCUGGUGGCUUCUUCUACUUGGGGGGCGGUAGAUACCAGUUGCCAACGCUACCGAUCCAGCAACACUUUAACCAGCUGUGGUGUUCCUUUUCUAAAGCCUUGUGUUAGUCAAGUCUUCCCAGCGCCACGGGUUCAGUGUUUGAUGCGCAAGGCUGCAACAUCACCACCUUGUAAUGGAAAAGGUAUAAAAGCCAUUACUAUAGUAUAGUGAGACCAAACACUGUUUGUGUAAUGCAAGUGUCAGUGCCAAGAUUUUAAUGCCAGGCCGCUGUGAAGCCUGGUUGUUUGUAGCUUUGGAAUACUGUGGCCAUGCUACUCCAAUUGUGGAAAUAUGCCUACGUGAGACCAACCCUUUUGUAAAAGUCACGUUUUUUUUGUUGUUGUUGUUUUUUUAAAAAAAAAAUGUAUUACAGUUAUGUGUAUUGCCUUUUAGAAUGGGAUUUAAAAGAACAAGCUCCAAAACUGAGUCAAUUUUUAUGUUCAAGCCUGUGUUUUAUAUGAAAACUCUUUUUUUCAAGUACAUUUUUUUGUAAAAUAAAGACAAGACAACAAGUUCUUUAAAAAAAAAAAAAAAAAAGAAAUUAUUAACUACUUGUAUGAAUAUUUAUGGUUAUUGUGUUUUAAAUUGCCUUCUAAUUGUAAAAAAAAAUGUGAAAUAUGACAUAGUAUAUUUUUAUAAAAUGUCGGCUACGGUGACUUAAUGACGUCAAGAAAAAAAAAGCCAGACUUUUCCUUGUAUGUUACAGUAUCAGUAUUUAAUGUACGUAGCAACAGUGUUAUUCCUUUUCCAACAUUGCUCUGAGAUCGGCUGAACAGCUGUGUGUGUGUGUGUGGAGACAGAGAAGAACAAGAUGGGACAAACUAUUCAAACUCAUCCCCAGCAUUGCCCCACGUAGCUCUCCAAACAAGCUGAGAUUUCUUCCUCAUUUCAUGAUGGUGAAUUGGGAGGGGGAGAGAAAGUCUGGAAAGCUGGCACUUUCUGUCUUUGGUUUAUCAAACCAUAUGUGGAAGAUCAGCAUCUUUGCCUGAAUAGUGAGCUAGCUCAACAAACCACGUGAGGCUGUGAGGCUUCCUUCACAUGAAAACAUGGUGUACAUUGACUUUCUCUGACUGGUUUGAGCACCAUCAGGCACCACAUGUCUGUUCAACAAGUCCAGGCAGCAGCAGGCAGACAUAAAUCACCAGAAGUACUUCAUCCAGCCACUCCCCAGAGAAGUGAUUGACACUGGCUCCUCUGAUGCCACCAGGAUCCCGAUAAGCCACUGGUGAUUUACUAAUAGUCUCCCAGUCAGAGUCAGAGUUUCAUCCCCUGGAGGCCAGUCAACCCUCAUUAAAUUCUUCCCCAGUGAGCAAAGUUUCACGACUAAAGUUUGUUUAGUCUUGUCUGUUUGAAGGGAAGGCAACAAACUGUAGAGUAAAUGGUUAUCAAGCAGCUGGUGAUGUUUUGUAGUUGGUGCCAGCUGGAGCCACUAGAGGGCGACUUCCUGUCAAAGGAGGGAGCACUUCAGAGCGGGCGAAGAAAGAGUGUUUUGAGAAGGUGCCAUGGGGGUACUCAAAGACCCCAUCUGUUUAAAGUCUGCAUGACUGGCAGCUUGGCCUUACAUCUACACAGCUAUUCUAGGUUAUGUGGCUCAGACAUGUUUUUUUUUGUUGUUUUUUUUUUAGAGGGAAAGUAAGGAAUUCAGGCAGCUAUCCAGGUCAAAAGAAUUACCCUGUGGCACAAUUAUGUGUUUGUCUCACCCUGUUCUCUUUUCUCUAUUGAAUGACUGAAAGGGACAGGGAAUAAGUUAGAAAAGAACGUGUGCUCACUGGACAGAAAAUGGCUUUUAUUACCAGGGGAGAUUGGGGACGGUUGCAGCACUUUUUUGCAUUUCUCACAGUUACUCAGAGACAAUUUGAACUAGACCAACCAAACAUUUAUAUAGGCUAUGGAACUUACAUCUGUCUGCUAAUUAGCCAAACCAUUUAAAGAUGAUUACAUAUGACACAUCAUUCACAAUAUAUAUUUAAAUGGAAGAAUUCAGAUGUUACAACUGACCCCAACCCUGGGGACGGUUGCAACAUAUUGAAAAAUACAUUCAAUUUCACAAAUUAACAUGAUUUUUGUCUCAAUAAGCACAGUAUUCUGAAAUAUGCAUUGUUUUUGCAUUGUACAAUAAUAUAGUAUUAUUAUUUAUUCAGUAAUAUUUAUCGAAGAACAGUUAUUGAGUUUUGUUUUAUGUAGAACAUAAAACCUACCUUGAGUGACAAUAGGCACAAUUUAUCCUAUUGCUUAUGAUAAACAGAACAGGCAAAUAUAUUAUAAGACCACGAGUGGCUAACAAAACAACUGGUUUGUGUUCUCUGAUGCUUUAAAAUUAGCUGCAUAUUUUGUGUCUUUUGAACUAAAAAACACACUGUUGUGUGGUCUGUUUUGAUCCGGCUGCUUAGCCUGAGGACAGUUGUAAUAACUUGUUGCAACCAUCCACACCAUGACAGAACAUCGUGUGCUAGCUAGACACACUGACCGCAACACAUGCUAACUACGUCACGUAGAAGUCAACGAAACAAUGAUUCAAACUGAGUAAGUUUGAUUAAUUCAAGGUCAGGACAGUUUGACAGUUUUUUUCAAUAAAUGCAGCAGCGGAUGUUGAAAGUGUUUUCUGUCUUCCUGGUGGGAGGAGGGUCUUACUGAGCAUGUGCAGUGUGAGUGUCAUCACUCCAGCAUGUUUCUGAUUAGAGUAAGAUUUGUUGCAAUUGUCCCCCGUCUCCCCUAAUUUUAUUUGGGUCUAUUGUCCUCUGCAUUUUUGUUGCUGUCCUGUGACAAGCAUGUGUCACUAAAAUAUCACCAGGGCUUUUAAAAGAAACACAGGACAAACCAAAGAGAAAAAAUAUCUGGUUUUCUGAUAGUCUUACAUUAAGUGUAAGCUUUGACCUUUGUGACAGUGCUUUUAUAAGAUAAUAAUAAUAGAGGCAAAUUCUUUGUAUUUGUGAGAAUGCCUAUGCAUUUAAUUCUUCAUGGAUUUUCAGCAAAGAAAAACAUUGGUGUACUGGAAUUAAUUUUUUGGAAUGGAAACAGAUAUGCAUGAUAAAAUCAAUUAAAUUUGUGAUGUUUCACUUGACAGAGACAAUAUGCAUUCUAGCGCCGACACACCUUAAGUUGGGGAAAACAAUGCAGGUGUGAUGCAUCAGGACUGGUGUAAUCAGCGCUUAACAAUGUUGGAACAAUAGUGGGAUAGACAAUUAUUCCUUUGGGAUUUAUCUCUGUGCUGUAUAUUAACACAGUCGGAGAAUUAAAACUGGUUGUGUCAGAUGAAAUCUUUUGUGGGUCUGUUCAUCAGGGAUACCACAACGUCACCCUCAGCAUCUGUCUGUCUACGUAAAAACGUUCAGAGGAAAGAUUGUUCCGAGGCUGUGUUGUUCCCCUACAUGUUUCUUAUAUAGUCACCCAUGUGGGACGUGACAAUGAAACCAGUGGUAUUACCAGUACAAACUCUGAUUCAGAAAUGCAUUUGUGUGUUUGUGUGUUUUUCUAUGCCUUUUUGUAAAAUGUACAUUUCUUUCAGUGCCAUUCUGGUGUCCCCUGGCAAAAUUUUUUUCAUAUUCUUUGAUGAAUACAUUUGAUUUGCAUGUGAAAAGACCUAUUUUCCUACAAAAAAAAUAAAUCAAAAACACAUAUUGAA